Molecule: messenger RNA, 558 nt
Organism: Aspergillus japonicus CBS 114.51
Lineage: Eukaryota; Fungi; Ascomycota; Eurotiomycetes; Eurotiales; Aspergillaceae
Exons: 1
Coding region: 1-558 (185 amino acids)
Source: RefSeq, a predicted model, not a curated record
AUGCCCCAAAGCGACGAACCAGCAAUCAUCAAGACCACCCCGCACGGGGAGGUCAUGAUCUACAGCCUAACCAUCGUCGGUACCUACAUCGUGGUGAUCGAGUCCCGGGACCCCCGAUUCAAGACCGAUAACUGGGCGCCGGGCCUCGAGCUUGUCCAAGAGCGAUGGAGGAGCAAGCGAGCGGAGUAUGAAGAGCACCAGGAAUAUCGCGACUGGCCGAUGGGUGGGAUGAUCCGGGUCGACGGCCACUUCCGACUGUACAGGGAAGCCUUGACUGCGGACGGCGGCACCGGCCCGGCCCAGCGCGGCAAUUAUCACGGCCGCCACGAGUUCCCCGAGUUCAGGCCGGACGUGGACCCCGAUGAGAACAUUCGCCCGCUGAUGAAGUGGCUUCGGUCUCUGCACCCGAAGGGUGAGUCCGCUCAGGAGGACGAUCCUUCCUUCGACUUUGAGGAGGUUGUGAGGUCGCUACAGCAGAGGGUGCGGACCCUAGGCGAGCGGGAGGGAGUGCGCUGUGAGCGGUGUCGGUGCUCUGGUACUCAUGGCUCUAGCUCGUAG